Messenger RNA from Rangifer tarandus platyrhynchus (Svalbard reindeer), 3087 nucleotides. The record is from the annotation of a GenBank genome assembly. NCBI's taxonomy places the organism in Eukaryota, Metazoa, Chordata, Mammalia, Artiodactyla, Cervidae.
AUGAAGAUGGCGGACGCGAAGCAGAAGCGGAACGAGCAGCUGAAGCGCUGGAUCGGCUCCGAGACGGACCUCGAGCCUCCUGUGGUGAAGCGCCAGAAGACCAAGGUGAAGUUCGAUGAUGGCGCCGUCUUCCUGGCUGCUUGCUCCAGCGGCGACACGGACGAGGUUCUCAAGCUGCUGCACCGCGGCGCCGACAUCAAUUACGCCAAUGUGGACGGACUCACUGCCCUGCACCAGGCUUGCAUUGAUGACAAUGUUGAUAUGGUGAAGUUUCUGGUAGAAAAUGGAGCAAAUAUUAACCAACCUGAUAAUGAAGGCUGGAUACCUCUGCAUGCAGCUGCUUCCUGUGGAUAUCUUGAUAUUGCAGAGUUUUUGAUUGGUCAGGGAGCACAUGUAGGAGCUGUCAACAGUGAAGGAGACACGCCUUUAGAUAUUGCUGAGGAGGAGGCAAUGGAAGAGCUACUUCAGAAUGAAGUUAAUCGGCAAGGGGUUGAUAUAGAAGCAGCUCGAAAAGAAGAGGAACGAAUAAUGCUUAGAGAUGCCAGACAGUGGUUAAAUAGUGGUCAUAUAAAUGAUGUCCGGCAUGCAAAAUCUGGAGGUACAGCACUUCACGUUGCAGCCGCCAAGGGCUAUACAGAAGUUUUAAAACUUUUAAUACAGGCAGGCUAUGAUGUUAAUAUUAAAGAUUAUGAUGGCUGGACACCUCUUCAUGCUGCAGCUCAUUGGGGUAAAGAAGAAGCAUGUCGGAUUUUAGUGGACAAUCUGUGUGAUAUGGAGAUGGUCAACAAAGUGGGCCAGACAGCCUUUGAUGUAGCAGAUGAAGACAUUUUAGGGUAUCUAGAAGAUUUGCAAAAGAAACAAAAUCUGCUCCAUAGUGAAAAACGGGAAAAGAAAUCUCCACUAAUUGAAUCAACAGCUAAUAUGGAUAAUAAUCAGUCACAGAAGACCUUUAAAAACAAAGAGACAUUGAUUAUUGAGCCUGAGAAAAAUGCAUCCCGUAUUGAAUCUCUGGAACAAGAAAAGGUUGAUGAUGAAGAAGAAGGAAAGAAAGAUGAAUCUAGUUGCUCUAGUGAAGAAGAUGAGGAAGAUGACUCAGAAUCAGAAGCUGAAACAGAUAAGACAAAGCCCAUGGCUUCUGUAACUAAUGCCAAUACUUCUAGUGCACAAGCAGCCCCUGUAGCUGUUACAGCACCUACUGUGUCAUCUGGUCAGCCAACACCUACGUCACCUGUUAAAAAGUUUCCAACUUCAGCUACAAAAAUUUCUCCCAAAGAAGAAGAGAGAAAAGAUGAGUCUCCUGCAUCUUGGAGGUUAGGACUUAGAAAGACGGGCAGUUAUGGUGCACUUGCAGAAAUCACAGCAUCUAAAGAGGCUCAGAAGGAAAAAGACACUGCAGGUGUCAUGCGCUCAGCUUCAAGUCCCAGACUUUCCUCCUCUUUGGAUAAUAAAGAAAAGGAGAAAGAUAGUAAAGGAACUAGGCUUGCAUAUGUUGCGCCUACAAUACCAAGACGACUCGGCAGUACAUCUGACAUUGAAGAGAAAGAAAACAGAGAUUCUUCAAGUUUGCGAACAAGUAGUUCAUAUACAAGAAGAAAAUGGGAAGAUGAUCUUAAAAAGAAUAGCUCCAUUAAUGAAGGCUCAACUUAUCAUAAAAGUUGCUCCUUUGGUAGAAGACAAGAUGAUUUGAUUAGUUCUAGUGUUCCAAGCACCACAUCAACACCAACAGUUACCUCUGCAGCUGGGCUUCAGAAAAGCCUGCUUUCCAGCACAAGCACUACUACAAAGAUUACAACGGGUUCUUCCUCAGCAGGCACACAAAGCAGUACCUCAAAUCGUUUGUGGGCUGAGGAUAGUACUGAAAAGGAAAAGGACAGUGUUCCUACGGCAGUGACCAUUCCUGUUGCUCCAGCUGUUGUUAAUGCUGCAGCCUCUACCACAACCGUGACCACAACUACUGCUGGCACUGUCUCCUCCACUUCGGAGGUCAGGGAGAGACGCAGAUCAUACCUCACUCCUGUUAGAGAUGAAGAGUCUGAAUCCCAAAGAAAAGCAAGAUCUAGACAAGCAAGACAGUCUAGAAGAUCAACACAGGGGGUAACACUGACUGAUCUUCAGGAAGCUGAAAAAACAAUAGGGAGGAGUCGUUCCACCCGAACCAGAGAACAAGAAAAUGAAGACAAAGAGGAAAAAGAGAAACAGGAUAAAGAGAAACAGGAAGAAAAGAAGGAGUCAGAAACAUCUAGAGAAGAUGAGUACAAACAAAAGUACUCCAGAACAUAUGAUGAGACUUAUCAACGCUACAGACCAGUAUCAACUUCAAGUUCAACCACUCCCUCCUCUUUACUUUCUACAAUGAGCAGUUCACUUUAUGCUUCAAGUCAGUUAAACAGGCCAAAUAGUCUUGUAGGUAUAACUUCUGCCUACUCCAGAGGAUUAACAAAGGAAAAUGAAAGAGAGGGAGAAAAGAAAGAAGAAGAAAAAGAGGGGGAAGAUAAAUCACAACCUAAAUCAAUCAGAGAACGACGGCGACCAAGAGAAAAAAGAAGAUCAACAGGAGUUUCAUUUUGGACACAAGAUAGUGAUGAAAAUGAACAAGAACAACAAUCAGAUACAGAGGAGGGAUCCAAUAAGAAAGAAGUUCAGACGGAUUCCAUUUCUAGAUAUGAACUCAGUUCUACAUCAGCUAGUGAUCGGUAUGAUUCCUUGCUGGGUCGCUCUGGAUCAUACGGUUACUCAGAAGAAAGAAAACCUUACAGUAGCAGGCUAGAAAAGGAUGAUUCAACUGACUUUAAAAAGCUUUACGAACAAAUUCUAGCUGAGAAUGAAAAGCUGAAGGCACAGCUGCAUGACACGAACAUGGAGCUGACGGAUCUUAAGUUGCAGCUGGAGAAAGCCACCCAGAGACAAGAAAGAUUCGCUGAUAGGUCCCUAUUAGAAAUGGAAAAAAGGGAACGAAGAGCUCUAGAAAGAAGAAUAUCUGAAAUGGAAGAAGAGCUCAAAAUGUUACCAGACCUGAAAGCAGACAACCAGAGGCUAAAAGAUGAAAAUGGGGCCUUGAUCAGAGUUAUAAGCAAACUUUCCAAAUAA